Messenger RNA from Impatiens glandulifera, 1451 nucleotides. RefSeq lists its product as uncharacterized. Bases 113 to 1444 code for a protein of 443 amino acids. NCBI's taxonomy places the organism in Eukaryota, Viridiplantae, Streptophyta, Magnoliopsida, Ericales, Balsaminaceae. The transcript has 13 exons. The record is from RefSeq and is a predicted model, not a curated record. Gene Ontology annotation, molecular function: LPPG:FO 2-phospho-L-lactate transferase activity.
GGUUACAGUUUUAUCCGUUACCCAACUAGCUGUGUGGGUGUAGCCGCUGGGGCAGGAAGUGAAGAACCAGAGAAAGGAGCUUUCUUUUUCGAUUUCUUUUCUCGCGGGAAUAAUGGCGGAUAGUUGCUUGGGUCCCCCUCUUUACACAGCCAUACAUAAUAAACAGUUGCUUUUCUUUCAUUCCCCAUUUCCUUCCAGAUCUCUCUCAAUGGUUCCUGCUUCUGCUUCUCAUUCCAACCCUAAUCCAUCAACCACUCAACCCUCCUUACUCGUCUUCUCAGGUGGAACAGCAUUUAAUGGUAUUGCUGAAGAGCUUAAAAAGCUAACAACUCGUGUUGCCCAUGUUCUUCCUGUUUCUGAUGAUGGAGGAAGCACGGCCGAGAUUGUUCGUGUUCUUGGUGGUCCUGCAGUUGGUGAUAUAAGAUCUAGAUGUUUAAGACUAUCUGAUCAAAGUACAUCUGAAGCCCUAGCUGUUCGAAGAUUGUUAGGUCAUCGCUUACCUCUUGAUGCAAAAGAAGCCAAACUCGAAUGGUAUGAUAUUGUGGAAGGAGGACAUUCUUUGUGGAAUGGUGUCUCAAAGCCCUAUAGUGAAACCAUUCGAGCUUUCCUCGUUUAUUUUCAGAAUCAGAUUCUUCAUCUACCCCAUGAAUCAUUUUGUUUCAGUAAUGGCAGCAUUGGAAACUUUUUCUUUGCAGGAGCACGCAUAUUUUUUCAGUCAUUAGAUGCUGCAAUAUUUUUAUUUUCGCGCGUUUCAGAUAUUCCUUCGGAGAGCCUGGUUCUUCCAGUGAUUUCUACCAAUGAUAGGCUUACUUUGGGUUGUGAAUUGUGGGAUGGUACUAUCAUACGGGGUCAGAAUGAAAUUUCUCAUCCAUCGAAUGGAUCAAUGAAUGCAGUUAAUAAGGAGAAUUGUGCAGCACCAGCACUUCCUUCGAGAAUAAAGAGGGUAUUUUACAUGUCGAGUGAAGGCAACAACUUGUUGCAUGAGGUAUUCCCCAAAGUUAAUCCAACUGUCCUUGACCAGCUGAAGAGUGUUGAUUGCAUUGUUUAUUCCAUGGGUUCCCUCUUCACAUCCAUCUGCCCUUCUCUGGUAUUACGUGGUGUAGGGGAGAUUAUCUCUUCAAGAUCUUGCCCAAAGGUAUUGUUGUUGAAUGGUUCGUGUGAUAGAGAAACAGGUGGGUUUUAUGGUUCUUGUUUCGUGACAGCAAUUACAGAUGCUUUAAAUCGAACACAUGGAGAUCCUCACAAAUGUCUAAAGAAUCAUGCAAGUGACUAUAUAAACACUAUUUUGGUGCCUAAAAAUGGUCAAAUUCUAGUAGGCAGUGAAUGCUUAAAAGAACAAGGAAUCUCAUCUGUGAUUGAGGUUGAUAGUGUGAUUGAUCCUAAAGUUGGAGUAAUAUUUGACCCGGCUUCACUAAUUGAAGCUCUUGCUAAUUUGAUCUCCUGAGAUGCAA